AUGUCGUCAAACCUGGCCUACAUUAAUCCUGGGGGGAGACAGGCUCGAAAGGCCAGCGCCCUAGAGAUAAAUAUGGUUGCUUCUCGUGGGUUGCAGGAGGUGCUUAAAACAAAUUUGGGCCCCAGAGGAACAAUGAAAAUGUUGGUUUCAGGUGCGGGAUUGAUCAAAAUAACAAAGGAUGGUAACACACUUCUAGGGGAAAUGCAGAUUCAGCACCCAACUGCGGCUCUUAUAGCACGUGCAGCGACAGCCAUUGACGACAUUGCAGGAGAUGGUACCACAAGCACCGUACUUGUUAUUGGGGAGAUGAUGCGGCAAUGUGAGAGGUACAUUCAGGAUGGUCUUCACCCACGCAUAUUGACCGAGGGCUUCAGGCUGGCUCGGGUGGAGGCAUUAAAGUUUCUUGAGCAGAGUGUUCUGAAGAUUUCCGAAGAGGAGCGACGUGAGUUUUUGACAAAUGUCGCCCGUUCAGUUCUUUCCACCAAAGUGGGCUCACAUAUGUCUGAGCAUCUUGCUGAGGCCGUUGUGGAUGCCGUACUUGCGAUUGCUCCUGCUGACGGGAGGGGGGUUGAUUUGCACAUGGUGGAGGUGAUGCAUAUGAAGCAUCGACUGAGCACCGAUACAAGCUUUGUCAAUGGCAUUGUGUUGGAUCACGGUGGCCGCAAUGACGAUAUGCCAAAGUUUUUGGAAAACGCCUACAUUUUGACGUGCAAUGUAUCCCUGGAAUAUGAAAGAAGUGAGCUCAACGCGGGGUUUUAUUUUAAAGAUCCUGCGGAAAAGGCUCGCAUGGUUGCGGCUGAGCGAAAAAUUACGGAUGACCGUGUCCGUGAUAUAAUUACUCUUAAAAAACAGGUUUGCACCAAAGAUAAUAAGCGAUCAUUUGUCGUUAUCAACCAGAAGGGAAUUGAUGGCAUCGCUCUAGAGAUGCUCGCAAAGGAAGGUAUCUUGGCUCUUCGACGUGCCAAACGCCGAAACAUGGAGAGACUUGUUUUAGCGUGUGGGGGUGAGGCAGUAAAUACAACUGAAAAUUUGACCCCUGAAGUGCUUGGGGAGGCUGGGCGUGUGCAAGAGUACACCUUGGGGGAUGACAAAUACACUUACGUGGAGGAUGUCAGCAAGGGCCAGAGCUGUACGCUGGUGGUGAAGGGGCCAAAUGAUCAUACCAUCGCUCAAAUCAAGGACGCCAUUCGCGAUGGUCUCCGAUCUGUCAAAAACGCCUAUGAAAGUGGCGGUGUUGUUCCUGGUGCUGGUGCCUUUGAAGUGGCUUUGCAUGAUCACUUGAGUCUUUUUGCUGACACCGUCAAAGGGAAGCAGAAGAUCGGUGUACGUGCCUACGCGGAUGCCAUGCUUGUCACACCCAAGACGUUGGCGGAAAAUUCCGGGCUCGAUGUCCAACAGGCUCUGAUCUCCCUCCAGGAAGCCAGUCGGGCAGCACGCCUACAACAUCGUUGGGUGGGUCUUCGUCUCGACACCGGAGGCGCAAUCGACCCCGUGGCAGCUGGUAUACUUGAUAACGUGAUUGUUAAGAAGAGUAUUCUAGAGGCGACGGGUGACAUUGCAGCUCAAUUGCUCUUGGUGGACGAGAUAAUGAAGGCUGGCCGUCGUGGUGCGGGUGGGCCUCCACCACAGUAG
Molecule: messenger RNA, 1632 nt
Organism: Trypanosoma rangeli
Lineage: Eukaryota; Euglenozoa; Kinetoplastea; Trypanosomatida; Trypanosomatidae
Product: chaperonin TCP20
Exons: 1
Coding region: 1-1632 (543 amino acids)
Biological process (GO): protein folding
Cellular component (GO): chaperonin-containing T-complex
Molecular function (GO): ATP-dependent protein folding chaperone; ATP binding; ATP hydrolysis activity
Source: RefSeq, a predicted model, not a curated record